Eruca vesicaria subsp. sativa (arugula) is the source of this 621-nucleotide messenger RNA. The record is from the annotation of a GenBank genome assembly. NCBI's taxonomy places the organism in Eukaryota, Viridiplantae, Streptophyta, Magnoliopsida, Brassicales, Brassicaceae.
AUGACUCAAGAAUGCCCAGAGGAGAAUCAUGAAUCUCCUGGAGUAGCCAAAACAAAUCUAGGAAGCCCCUAUUCAAAGAACAAUAACAACAAUAAAGAACAAGAUCGUUUUCUUCCAAUUGCUAAUGUCGGAAGAAUUAUGAAAAAGGUUCUUCCCAGUAAUGGUAAGAUCUCAAAAGAUGCCAAAGAAACCGUUCAAGUAUGUGUAUCAGAGUUCAUCAGUUUUGUUACUGGUGAAGCUUCUGAUAAGUGUCAAAGAGAGAAGAGGAAAACCAUCAAUGGAGAUGACAUCAUUUGGGCAAUUACAACUCUUGGAUUUGAAGACUAUGUGACUCCGUUAAAGGUCUAUCUAAACAAAUACCGAGAAACCGAAGGAGAAAAAGCCAGUAGCCCAAACCAAAGACAACAGCAACAAGCACAACAUAAUCAUCAUAUCCAGUACCAAGAGCAAGACCAUAACAACAUUUCAUGUACUAGUUACAUCUCUCAUCAUCCUCCUUCUCCAUUCUUUUCCGCUGAUCAUCAACCUAUUCCAAAUCUCCCUUUCUCACCUGAAUUAUUGCAGAAACAGUUCCCACAGCAGAAUGAUAACACUGAUUCCAUUGGACAGUGGUCAGUAUGA